This is a messenger RNA of Kwoniella shivajii, 390 nucleotides long. Its product is annotated as ribosomal protein L30. Gene Ontology annotation, cellular component: large ribosomal subunit; mitochondrion. NCBI's taxonomy places the organism in Eukaryota, Fungi, Basidiomycota, Tremellomycetes, Tremellales, Cryptococcaceae. Gene Ontology annotation, biological process: translation. The transcript has a single exon. Gene Ontology annotation, molecular function: structural constituent of ribosome. The record is from RefSeq and is a predicted model, not a curated record. Bases 1 to 390 code for a protein of 129 amino acids.
AUGUUCGGCUCUCGCAUACUCAGUAAUUCCGUUCGACAAAUCUCCUCAAACACAUCUUCCGCCUCAGCCUCAGCCUCAUCCUCAACAUCAUCGGCAACGGCAACGCAUCAUCUCAUAACACUCAUACGAUCACCUAUAGGUCUACCAUCAUCCUCAAGAUUGACGCUGGAAGCACUGGGCUUGUUUAGAUUACGUCAAGCUGUCUUGCAUCCUUAUGGAGAAACAACCGCUGGUAGGAUAUUGAGAGUGAAAGAAUUAGUACAUGUCUCGAACGUAACGGAAGCAGAAGGAAAGAAGUUGGCUGCUAGAUCACGAUCACAAGGUAGUGGUAUAGAGUAUAGUGGAAGAGUGUAUGGUGGUGGGAAGGGAAUAUAUCAAGCACAAAUAUAG